This is a messenger RNA of Phalacrocorax carbo (great cormorant), 750 nucleotides long. Lineage: Eukaryota; Metazoa; Chordata; Aves; Suliformes; Phalacrocoracidae. The record is from RefSeq and is a predicted model, not a curated record.
UCCGCCCCCGGCAGAGACCCUCCCAAGGAGCUAUUCUGGAGCUCCGCCCCCGAGCCGAGCCCCGCCCCUUGCCGACGCCCUCCGAGCCGUGGGGGGGCGCUGUGGGCUCGGCGGGCUCCCGGCGGCCCCGUGCGCCUCCCGCCAUCCUUUGCUCUCUUUCCGCGGCUGUCGCCGACAUGGGACGCGUCCGGACGAAGACGGUGAAGAAGGCGGCGCGGGUGAUCAUUGAGAAGUACUACACCCGCCUAGGGAACGACUUCCACACCAACAAGCGGGUGUGCGAGGAGAUCGCCAUCAUCCCCAGCAAGAAGCUGCGCAACAAGAUCGCGGGGUAUGUCACCCACCUGAUGAAGCGUAUUCAGAGGGGACCCGUCCGAGGCAUCUCUAUCAAACUGCAGGAGGAGGAGAGGGAGAGGAGGGACAACUAUGUCCCUGAGGUCUCUGCCCUCGACCAGGAGAUCAUCGAAGUGGACCCAGACACGAAGGAAAUGCUGAAGCUCCUGGAUUUCGGCAGCCUGUCCAACCUGCAGGUGACGCAGCCCACAGUGGGGAUGAACUUCAAAACACCCCGAGGAGCGCUCUGAGUUAGUCACUGCUGUCCUGCGGUACGCAGCCAGGAGCGGACAACAGCGGUGGCUCCUUGGAGCUUGCUGGAGCUCCUCGCCCUCGGCACCUCCCGGCUCUGCCUGUGCCUCCAAGUGUACAGCUUGGGUCAUGCUGUGCCAGAAUAAAAGCUGCAUUUUAUAACUG